CUUAACGGGCUGAAAUGCUUUUCAUAUGCUGACUAUUCGGUCCGGCCCCCAUUCACCCAUGGUGAGCCUGCGAGCAAGGCGGGAGCUGACCCCAAUACUGCAGCUGAGCUAGACAUUGACAUAUAAUUGCGUAGCAUUACAUUGAGGACAGAGCUAUAGAUAUCAGAAGGAGUGCUUUAGCAUCUGCAGAUCUUUUCACGCGGGGCCCAGGCCUGUCGUUGCUUUGUGCGUAGAGUCACCUCACGCAACAGCUAUUGAUUCUGAGCACAGCAAGAGUUGGUGCGGAACUCCCGCGCUGGGCAGGGUUGUCUUCUGGGCGGGGCCGCUGUGACCUAGUAGCUCGCAAUCAUGUCGGACAACGAAAUGGAAGUCGAGGAGCAGCAGGAGCAGGAGGAGCAGCAGGCAGGGCCCAGCAAGCGCGGCAACAAGUCGGGGAAGCGGUUCGAGAUUAAGAAGUGGAAUGCAGUGGCGAUGUGGAGCUGGGCCAUUUGCACCGACACCUGCGCCAUUUGCCGCAACAACCUUUACGAGCCCAGCAUCGAGUACCAGGCGAACCCCACGGGGGACCCAGAUCACCCGGGCCUGUCCAUUGCCUGGGGGUGCUGCGGGCACGUCUUCCACCUGGACUGCAUUCAGCGCUGGCUUAAAACCCGUAGCGCCUGCCCACUGUGCAACAAGGAGUGGGAGUUUGCCAAGAUUGAGAAGAUCCUGCCGGGCGGCGGCAUGGUGGGCCUGGAGUAAGGCGGGGCUGUGAGAGGUGGCGGGUGCCACGGCGGCGGCGGCACCCCGCCCUCCACGCUCGUGGAGGGCGCAGUAGGGUACCUCAGUAACGUGGGAAGGGGCCGCACGCAUUGAGUCACUGAGGGAAGCUUUGGGUUUAGGUCGCACUGACGGGCAGUCCGCUGCGGGCCAUGUAGAAGCGAGGCUGCGUUUGGUUGCAUGACGCUGUGGACACCGGCAUGGAUCAGGCCACAGCCUACAUGACGGGCUGCAUUGAUAGGCAGGGUCUGUCGACUGCAGUAUUGCCCAGCCAUGUGGACACUGCGUUGGUGUGUGAUGGAACGGCAACGCACGGCGUCUAUUGGUUGCCAGUAGAUAGAGACGUGACGCGCACUUGCUGGCGGCACGUCGGCGCUGGGGCGUGUGGGGCUCCAGCUUUGCUUUAGAACGCGUGGGGACGUGUAUUUCGGCAAGGGAAAUCGAGCGCGAGGAAGCAAACGCCGGGCACGCGCUGCGACGUGCAAGGAAUAGCUCUGCAGGAUGGCAAUGCAGUUGGCAGGCGAUCCGCGCUGCGUUCGCGUGUUUCACCUGCUGGAACGCCUGCCUUAUGGGCAUUCAGUACAAGAGGGCGGGAGAUGAGGAUGCCCGCAUAUGACAUGACGGCACGAGGCAAGUGUCAGCAGGCAAGCGUGAGGCAGGCGGUUGUAAUUUUACAUUGUU
This is a messenger RNA of Chlamydomonas reinhardtii, 1440 nucleotides long. RefSeq lists its product as uncharacterized. Lineage: Eukaryota; Viridiplantae; Chlorophyta; Chlorophyceae; Chlamydomonadales; Chlamydomonadaceae. The transcript has a single exon. Gene Ontology annotation, molecular function: cullin family protein binding; zinc ion binding; ubiquitin protein ligase activity. The record is from RefSeq and is a predicted model, not a curated record. Gene Ontology annotation, cellular component: nucleus; cullin-RING ubiquitin ligase complex. Gene Ontology annotation, biological process: protein ubiquitination; ubiquitin-dependent protein catabolic process. The coding region runs from base 349 to 741 and encodes 130 amino acids.